This is a messenger RNA of Diaporthe amygdali, 2586 nucleotides long. Its product is annotated as fungal specific transcription factor domain-containing protein. Gene Ontology annotation, molecular function: DNA-binding transcription factor activity, RNA polymerase II-specific; DNA binding; zinc ion binding. Bases 1 to 2586 code for a protein of 861 amino acids. Gene Ontology annotation, biological process: DNA-templated transcription; regulation of DNA-templated transcription. The record is from RefSeq and is a predicted model, not a curated record. Gene Ontology annotation, cellular component: nucleus. NCBI's taxonomy places the organism in Eukaryota, Fungi, Ascomycota, Sordariomycetes, Diaporthales, Diaporthaceae. The transcript has 3 exons.
AUGACGCCCACACCACCUUCGAACACACCAUCCUCAGGGGCACAUUCUCCCGACCAACAUCGGGUUGUUCGCAAACGGAACAGAGUGCCCCUGAGCUGCUAUCCAUGUCGGUCUAGGAAGCUGAAAUGCGACCGGACUCACCCAUGCAGCAACUGUGUGAAGCGGGAAGGCGUUGACACUCUGGCUUGCUCCUAUGCGACUCCUUCCAACCGGAAGAGAAACCAGAAUCAACAGGGCAAUGGCCCUGACGACAUGCAGAACCGCAUUGACCGUCUGGAAGGCUUGGUCUUGUCUCUGAUGCACGGAGGCGCCACCAUCUCAUCCUCAGAAGCCGCCGCAGCCGCCGCCGCCGUAACGGCCAGCAGCAGCAGCACGAAAUCAGGGCCCGGGGUGAACUCGGCAACCCCAAACUCUUCGUCCGCGGGGAUUGGUCAGGAUGAUGGGGAGAUGAGAGACGAUGAAGAGGAGGACAGCGAUAUCGAUGACGGGCUGGCCAACUCCCUUGGUGUGCUCAAGGUGGACCCCGACAGGGGAAAGUCUAUGUACAUUGGGCAGGAACACUGGCAUACCAUUCUCGCCGAUAUCUCUGAGGUCAAGAACUACUUCAACAGCCACAAGAAAGAUCUCGAGAGGAGUUAUGAGAAGGUGCUCCUGAGCAAACCAUCAUAUGCUCGGAAUGGGCCAACAUUCUUGAUGGGCGCUGCUCCGGCGACGGACGUCGAGCUGAGAGCAGAGUUGCCUCCAAAAUCGGCCGUCCUCACGCUCUGUGGCCGGUAUUUCAACUCUAUGGACAACGCUGUCAACAUCAUCCAUGCUCCUACAUUUCACCAACAACUGCGUGCGCAUUGGCAGGACCCUGGCAAGACGCCGCUCAUGUGGCUAGGCUUGCUCUAUUCCAUCCUGUGCCUCGCUAUGUUGAGCUAUCACAAGGUCGGAGACGAGCCGCCUGAGUGGAAAGGUAGGACUCUUGAGCUGGCCGCUGAAUAUCGGUUGCGGACCGUGCAGUGUCUCAUCACCGCGGACUACACGAAACCGAGCGAGUACACGGUGGAAACCAUGUUGCUCUACGUCUUUGGGGAGUUCUCGUCAAGAUGGGACGCGGACCUGUCGAUAUGGCUGAUAUGCUCCUUGGUGACCCGCGUGGCAUUUCGAAUGGGAUACCACAGGGAUGCAAAAUGGUUCCCAAAUCUUACACCAUUUCAAGCUGAAAUGAGAAGGCGAACAUGGGCUCUUGUGAGAAUGUCCGAUGUCGUAUUCUCACAUCAGGUUUCUUUGCCGAGUAUGAUUUACGAUCAGGACUGUGACACCCAGUUGCCACACAACAUCUUCGAUGAAGAAUUCGGCCCAGACACCAAAGUCCUCCCGCCAUCUCGGCCAAGCAGCGAGCCGACACCCAUCAGCUACAUGAUUGUCAAGGUCAAGCUCUGCCUGGAGCUGGGCAACAUACUGCAGGUCACCAACAGAGUUGGGAAGCAGGCGGCAUAUGAUGACAUCCUGCGGUUCGAUACCAGACUGCGGGAGCUCAGAGAUGAGAUCCCGCCACAUCUGAAAAUGCAGCCUUUGGAGGGAUGUACCGACCCUCUUACCAUGAUUGUCGCGAGGUUCAAUGUCGAUAUCCUGUACCUCAAGAUAGUAUGUCUUCUGCAUCGGAAAUACCUGGCGCGGUCGAGACACAACCCCAGAUACGCUCACUCUAGACGAAGUGCUAUAGAGGCAUCGCUGGAGAUGCUGCGGCACUUGAUCAGCCUGCACAGGGAGUCACAACCGAAUGGUCGACUCCGGGCGAUCAAAUGGUACGUCGCAUCUAUUGCGACAAAGGAAUUCCUCCUACCUACAAUGCUGGUGAUUCUCGACUUGCAUUUCGACAAGCAGACUGAUGGAGCCGGCCGAGGGCGGCAGGAUUCGCUCUCGGCGAAUUUCUGGACCCCCGAGCAGCGUCUGGAGAUGAUUCGCAGCCUUGAGACGACGCGGGAUAUCUGGGAGGGCAUGACAGAUGGGUCGAUGGAGGCGGUCAAAGCCUACAACAUCAUCAAGAUCAUGCUUGAGAAGACCCGGAGUCCAGGGGCAGAAAGCCAAACCGCCAGCGCACCCCCGUCCGGGCCACAGCAGCCUCCGACUGCGAUAAAAGAAGACCUUUUCCAAAACAUAGGUGGUGCCAGUCUCGAGCCGGAGCAAUCAGCGGCCAUGACUCUGGGCAUGAUGUCCUCAGGGGGUCUGACACCCGUUACCGCGGCCGCAUUUGGGGGCACGAUGCAGAGCCCCGGAGGCACGGCAUACCCAGGAAUGGACCUGUCGGUGCCUCCGGUCGGCGAGGGUACAGGCAUGACACCUGACUUCUCAGGUGAUCUGGGGCUGAAUCCUGGGUCGCCCUUCUCGUCCAUGUUCGGCAACGGCAUGGACAUCGGGCAGAACUUCGACUGGGACGCACUGCAAAAUUAUACGGAAAAUACCACGUGGGGUACUGAGAACCAGUUCCAAACGUUCUUCGGUAGUGACGCGAACAGCGCGGGCCAGGGGCGAACCGGCCCUUCCCCCGGCAGCGGGGACGGUUUCUCGUUCAGCACUCCUGGGAGCAGCUCGAAAUGA